GUAAGUCUGUUGCUUGAGUCAUCCUACUUCCAAUCACUCCUCUUUUUAAGUCAUAUGCUGUUACUCAUAAUAAACUAGAGUGAGGAACCAUUAUCCGUCUAAUUUAAAUCUCAACUAUGACCCUUCUCCCUCAUUUAUAUUUUCUUGUGUCAAUCAAGAGAGACAUCCCAUUAGUUUGGCUUCACGUGAUUGGACUUACUGGGACACUUCGUAUUUGUUACGGUUAAGGAGUAUAUGAGUGGCACCUGUUUAGCAUUUUACAGGCUAGUUUCUGUCAGUUUACGCCGAAUUCCCAAGCCUUGAUGACCAGAAGCAUAUAUUUCCUCCUCUCCAGAAAUAAUUGCCAGUGGUGAUUCUCCUCACUCCGCCAAAUUGUGUGGCUGGUAGUCAUGCUUCUCUUUUUGUGCAUGCCUGUUGAUGGCGUUCUAAUUCACAGGGCUGUAGCCUACACCUAUCAUGCAAUUUCGGUGGUUAAUUGGAACACUAACAUAGAUAGUAUAGUUCAUGCUCUGGACCUGAAGCUUCAAGCUAGGUGGUCUUCUGUAGGCCUAGAUCCGUUUGCCUGUAAAGGAUUGAAUGACAAAUGAUGUAAACUGAUGAAUAAUAUAUCGAUAAUCUAAGGAAUUUUUCUAUUGACUAGACAUGUGGAAGUGCCAGUGGUGCUUGUAUAUGCUGUAAGUGGAAAAGAGGAAGGUUGAGUUAUUUGCUGGUCUAACUUAGCCAUACUGUCUAUUUUGACUACUGAGAUUGCUAUCGAGUCAUGGGGCAUAGACAUUUAUAUAGCUCAUCUCCAAUGCUUGAUGGUGAACCUGACCAGAACUGGAAUCAUAUGCAUACUGAUCAACAAUAUGUGAACCUUGAUUGGAUCUCUAUUGCAGGUAGGAGUACCACUUCCGACAAUGGCUCUUUUAUUUAUCCUAUGGAAAAUAUGUCCAUAGAUAGCAUCUCUUUUCCAUCUCAUUGGAACACUGCUCCAAGGUCAAAUGGGUAUACCUCCACAAGUCUCAACAUUGAAGCACCCUCUCAUCAAACAGAUAUAUCAGGCACUUCUAAUGAUCAUUUUCUGCAUCCAUCAAGUGGUGGAAUGUUUUAUGCGGUGUCUGAAAAUUAUGUACACCAGCCUUCUAGUUCCAAUUAUGACAGACAAUCAUUUCCGGUUGCUGAUGGGGGUUUUAUUGAUCUCGCAAUGGGAAAUGGGCGAGGGCCUGGGCCUCAUAAGCGGAAGAGCCCUGGAGUUCCUUCAGUCUGUGAGAGAGGAAGUACAAGCAGAUGUUUUAAUGCUGCAAGUGCAAAUGCAGCUGAUCGUCCUACAUCUUCAGAAUUGCGGCCUGAGAAGCCCACUAUGGAUUCACUAUAUAUGCCUUGGGAUCAUGUUAAUAUGACACCUGAUCAUGUGAAUAUGACACCCUCAUUUAGAGGUAGAGGCCUUUCAAUACGGGGUGAAAGUUCUUUAAGGAAUGUGAGGAGUCGUUCUACACUUGAUUUGGAGUCCAACCUGGCUAGGACCCAUUUAUCGAAUACUCAUUCACACAACUCAUUCUCUACCGGUCCCCAAAUGGACCAUUCUACCAUGGUAGAUCUUUCUACUCAAACUUCUGGAUCUUUGACAAGGGAUUGGAGCCAAAUGAGUGUGUGUCUUGCUCAUGGAAGGGUGCCAUCAUCAGAUGCAAAUGCUUUUAAUCACGAGGCUAAUCAUUUCCUUGCUGGAAAUGGUUCUAGUAAUGCUCCAGUAGAUGUUGGAGGUUUUCAUAAUGAAUUUGGAACUAGCAGAAAUCCUACUGCUCCACAAAGUUUUCAUAGUAAUUGUCCGGCUCAACCUGCUAGAGGAGUUCGCAGUAACUACUCUCAAAGAUCUACUCCAACUUUUAGGGCUUCUUCCAGCUUGCGCUUGGGUCGCAUGGCACCUUCUGAUGAUGGAUUGCAUAUGGUGGCUGAAAGUUACUCUUCUAGACAUCCAAGGCCAUUGACCACCAUUGGCUGGCACAGCAAUGAUAGAAAUGGAAGGUCAAGAAUACAUAGUGAUAGAUAUCGAGCAUUGGCUGAUGAGGUUGGUCUUAAUGAUCAAUUUAGCUUUGAGGGUUUCAUGAUUGUUGAUCGCACUUCACUGUAUGGUAGGAAUAUGAUUGAUCAACAUAGAGACAUGAGGAUGGACAUAGACAACAUGAGUUAUGAGGAACUCCUUGCACUCGGAGAGAGAAUAGGCCAUGUGAGCACAGGAUUGUCUGAGGAUUUGAUUUCCAAGUAUUUGACAGAAACGAUAUACUGUUCAUCCGAGCCAAGUCAAGAAGAAGAAGCUUGUGCAAUCUGCCUGGAAGAAUAUAAGAACGUGGACGAUGUUGGAACGCUGAAAGCUUGUGGGCAUGAUUACCAUGUGAGUUGCAUUAGAAAAUGGUUAUCUAUGAAGAAAGUAUGUCCUAUCUGCAAAGCUUCUGCUUUGCCUGAGGAAACGAAGGAUAAAUAAGCAACAUAUUCAUUCUACUUUAGUUUAACGUAUAUCAUUCUGUACAUAUAUUUGGAUAUUCUUGAACUGAAGGAAACAGACUUCCUUUUGGAUAUGUUGUAAUAGGAAUGGUACUCUAUCUCAAUGGAUUCGUUGCCUUUGGCUUCACUCUUAAUUAUGUGAAGCCUUCAAAUUAUGGUACUUCCAUAUUUGAUU
Molecule: messenger RNA, 2656 nt
Organism: Vigna radiata var. radiata (mung bean)
Lineage: Eukaryota; Viridiplantae; Streptophyta; Magnoliopsida; Fabales; Fabaceae
Product: probable E3 ubiquitin-protein ligase HIP1
Exons: 8
Coding region: 761-2461 (566 amino acids)
Molecular function (GO): ubiquitin protein ligase activity
Source: RefSeq, a predicted model, not a curated record